Messenger RNA from Ectocarpus sp. CCAP 1310/34, 3256 nucleotides. The record is from the annotation of a GenBank genome assembly. Lineage: Eukaryota; Phaeophyceae; Ectocarpales; Ectocarpaceae.
AUGAGGACGAGGCUCGGGAGGGCGCGUCGAGCCAAGGUGGAGGGAGGGCGGAGGGAGAACCUGUGGAUGGAGGACCAGGAGUCGGGCGUGGGCGACGCUGGCGAUGGCGCCCCCUCGAGCAGGGAGAGCGCGAGCGUCGCCCCAUCUACCACGUCGACCGGCACGGCCGAUGUGGGCGGCGGCGAGGACGACCGUCGCAGCCGCGGUAGCUGCGGCGGCGGCGGCGGUGAUGGCGGCAGCGACAGCAGCAGUGGCAGCGACAGCGAGACGGAUCUCCAGGCGCUCCGUGGGCCAGAGGCCCGGCGGCUCGCCCGCUUUGACAAGCCGGCGGAACUCACCAGGUGCCGCACUAGGGAGAACCCUCGCAGAAACCCGAGGUACGAGUCGCCCCCGUCGCCGACAAGUGCUGACGCCCUGCUCGCCUCGGCGGCGAGCCUGCCCGUCAGCAGCACGGAGGAGUUCACCCGCUGGAUGCUUUCGGCGGUACUCCACGUGGCGGAGGGGCUAGAGGCGAGGGUGGAGGACCACGCUGCGCGCCAAGAGGCGGAGGACUUCCUGCUGGGUACGGUGGACCUCAUGCUCAACUCGCCAGACGCCUUCGGGACGGCCAUGAGGGAAGAGUUUGAAGGGCACUUGGGCACGGGGACAUUUUCAUUCGUAGACGGCGCGCCAGAGGGGCGCAGGCCUGUGAGCUCACAGUGGUGUUUUAGUUGGAAGACCAAUAAGGAAGGGAAGAUGGACAAGUUCAAAGCGCGUCUGGUUGCUAGGGGGUUUUUGCAAAUCCCGAACGUCGAUUCUUUCCAUUCGGCUUCCCCUUGCCCCUCAUCCGCAUCCAUUAAGCUGAUGUUUGCGGUAGCAAACGAGAAGGGCAUGAACCUCAAUCACUGGGAUGUGAAGCAGGCUGAGCGUGCGAUUUACGGUCUGAAGCAGAGCGGUAGGCAGUGGGGGUACCACGCUGCUGAUACGCUAGUCGAGAACGGGUUCGAGCAAUGCAAGGCGGACCCGUGUUGUUUUCGCGAGAUAGUAGACGAAGUCGUGGUGAUGAUUAUCGUGAUCUACGUGGAUGACAUUUUGGUGGCUGGGUCUGACGAGGAUUGCGAGAAGUUGCUUGCUUCUCUCAACAAACAAUUUCCCACCAAAAACCUCGGAGAGUGUCAAUGGUUUGAUGGGUGUGCCAUCGAGAGAGGUGUAGAGGUUGGGAAUCUUAAAAUCUUCCAAACCGCGUAUAUCGACAGCAUGGUUAAACGCUUCGAUGCACAAUCGACUUCCCGCAUCCCCACUACCCCUGGUACCGAUCGAGGGCCGAAGCGAGAGGAUGAGGAGGGAGGGGAGUGGCCGGUGAGGGAGGCCAUCGGCAGCAUGAUGUGGGUGUCGACUUUCUCGCGUCCAGACGUCUCGUUCGCCGUGCGUGCGGUAGCGCGCCACGCCCACGCCCCGGCGAAGCGGCACUGGGAUGCCAUACAGAAGAUCCUCGGCUACCUGAAANGUCCAGACGUCUUGUUCACCGUGCGUGCGGUAGGGCGCCGCGCCCACGCCCCGGCUAAGAGGCACUGGGAUGCCAUUCAAAAGAUCCAGACGAGGGACCUCGGCAUCACCUACCAACGGGGAUCGGGGUUAGGGCUGGCCGUGUACGUAGACGCUAGCUACGCCGACACGGAGGAUAGGCGUUCGGUGUCAGGGUUGGCGACGACGGUUGGAGGUACCGUAGUCAGCCAUGUUAGCAAGGCGCAGAUCAUCGUGUCUUUGUCUUCGACGGAAGCCGAGUACAUUGCUGCCGGGAAGGGUGUCAAGGAGGAGUUGUUUGUGCGUGCUGUGCUUUCGUUUGUUGCCCCAGAGACCAGUGGUAGCAGCAUCAAGGUCCUUGAGGACAACCAGGGGGCCAAAGCGUUAGUGCAGAACCCCCUCAGCUCGGGUCGCACGAAACACAUCGACGUGAAAUUUCAUUUUAUCCGCGGAUUGUUUAGGUCGGGGGAUAUUACGGCCAAGUUUGUUCCGACAACGGAGCAACACGCGGACCUCCUUACCAAGGCCCUUGGCAAAGCCAGCCUGCAGUACCACCGGCGCAAGUUGAUGAAUUUGCCGGUAGCUGUAGCAGUNGGGACUAGAGGUAGCAGCAUCCAGGUCCUUGAGGACAACCAGGGGGCCAAAGCGUUAGUGCAGAACCCCCUCAGCUCGGGUCGCACGAAACACAUCGACGUGAAAUUUCAUUUUAUCCGCGGAUUGUUUAGGUCGGGGGAUAUUACGGCCAAGUUUGUUCCGACAACGGAGCAACACGCGGACCUCCUUACCAAGGCCCUUGGCAAAGCCAGCCUGCAGUACCACCGGCGCAAGUUGAUGAAUUUGCCGGUAGCUGUAGCAGUUUUGAGCACUUGCCUUGGACUUUCGAAAAAGUGCGGCCGUUGUGAUCCGCUGUGAUGGCGACGGUUUUUGUGGUGGUAGGGGAUUAUUCGAGGGGUUUUGCGACGCCGGGUUUCCCCUCCAUAGAAUACCAUAUUGGUAUUUCUGAUGUAUCCAGGCGCGUUCUUGCCCCAUUGAUGGUUAGUCACUUGCGUGAAGAACCAGGGAGGGUGUUCGUUGGUCUGCGAAUAUUGGUGUUGGAUAUAUGUGCUGUAUGAUUUUGGUGUCACGCAGAUUGCUGACGCCAGCAAUCGCCGCCGCAUGGUAGACUCCACAGAGCCCGGGGUGCUACUUGGCGGCUUGGGCGCGCUGAUCGCGCGUCAAUCCUGUAUUUAAGGCUCCUGGCGGCUUGUCGUGACUACAUGACGACGUUUCGACCGCAACGGCAGCAUCGAAGACAAAUUCUCGGACGCGUGCGACAUCAUGUUCGUACGCCUCCUUGAUCUGGACAAGGAUGGCAUGGCUGUCUUCACCCUUGAACUCCUCGACGAGGAGAGUGCCGGGAUAUCCGUUGGCUGCCAUGGGCUAUCGUAGUGUGGCGUUGGAUCGGAGGAGUGAAAGCGGAAGAGGAUAUCGACGCGAUGUGACGAUGUGCGGCAGGUGCUCGCUGCAGCCCAGCAAGUUCAACAGCGAAGUUGCGUCGCGUCGAUCGGCGCUUGGUCAGGAAGCGCUGCCAGGGCCCUACUCGAAGAAGCACCUUGCCCACCAAUGAAAGGAGGCUCCGUGCAACGUGGGGCUUUGGUUUGAAGGUCUCGCGUUCCCGCUAGAGGAAUAUCUUGAAAGCCUCCUUUUCGUGCUCCGUUUACCACGCUUGCACAAGUUGUUCUCUUAAAAGCCCUAUCAAAUGUCCCCUCGAUUA